AUGUCGUAUCAAGGAUAUGGUCAGCCCUACGGUCAACCGCCACCACAACCAGGCUACGGCCAGUAUCCUCCGCCGCAAGGCCAAUACCCCCCUCAGCAAGGCCAAUACCCUCCUCAACAAGGGCAUUAUCCGCCUCCCCAGCAGGGAGGAUACUAUCAACAGCCGCCUCCGCCUCCGCCGGGCCAUUAUCCUCCUCCUCACCAGCAACCCUACGGCCAACCGCCGCCGCCGCAGCACUACAAUGCUCCUCCGCCUGCACCGUCGCCAUACGGCCAUCACUCGCCUGCGCCGCCCCAGGGCCAGUACGGCGCCCCUCCUCCCCAGCAAUAUGGCCAUCCCGUGCCACCAACGCCUCCGUCGUUGGGAUAUGGCGCGCCUCAGAUCAUUCAGUGGGAUGCCAAUCCCGAUGUGCAGGCAUUGCGGGCUGCGAUGAAGGGUUUUGGCACGGACGAAAAGGCCUUGAUACGAAUUUUGUCCAACAAGGACCCACUACAGAUCGACCUUAUUCGGACGACAUUUGACCGGACAUUCAAACGAAGUCUUAUCGACGACAUCAAGAGCGAGACAAGUCGGUAUUUCAAAGACGGGCUGGUGCAGCUAGCCUACGGUCCUCUGCUGGCUGAUGUCCACAACCUGAGAAAUGCUAUGAAAGGCAUCGGAACCAAGGAAUCAGUCCUCAACGACGUCCUCCUCAGCAGAUCCAACGCUGAUAUCAAGGCCAUCAAGGGCGCAUACCGCCAGCAGUUUGGCAGGUCCCUGGAGCAAGAUGUCAAGGGUGAUCUGAGCAUGAAGACUGAAAGGCACUUCCUCAUGGUGCUUGCGGCCAACAGAGCCGAAGAUGCUGAGCCAGUGGAUCCCCGAAAGGUCGACGAUGCCGUCAUGCAUCUUUAUCAGGCGACUGAAGGCAGGAUGGGCACGGAUGAAAUUCUUGUUUGUCAAAUCUUGACCAGCCACAACGAUAACCAAAUUCGUGCCAUUGCCCACACCUAUAAGCAAAAGUUCAACCGUGACUUGGCCAAGGUUAUUGACUCUCGUGGGGCUAAUAGCGAGCAGGAAUUCUCUGGACAUAUGAAGGAUGCGCUUCUCUUCCAGUUGGGCCACGCUGUCGACAAGUACAUGCACGCUGCUGAACUGCUGGAAGACACCAUGCGAGGCGCUGGAACCAAAGACUAUUUGCUUGUUCUUCGCGUAGUCCGGCUUCACUGGGAUCACACUAUGCUAUCCAACGUCAAGGCUGCAUAUCAACAACGCUACCGCCGAAGCCUGGCCAGUCGUAUCGACGGAGAGGUCUCUGGGGAUUACAAGAGACUGAUGCUAGCGUGCAUUGGCGAGUGGCGUUGA
This is a messenger RNA of Metarhizium acridum CQMa 102, 1341 nucleotides long. The record is from RefSeq and is a predicted model, not a curated record. Lineage: Eukaryota; Fungi; Ascomycota; Sordariomycetes; Hypocreales; Clavicipitaceae.